AUGGCGGUGCCCGUCAAGGAGCUGCAGCUGCGGGCCGAGCCGACGGACCUGCCUCGCCUGAUUGUGUACUUCCAGACGACGCACGACAGCAGCAACCGGCCCAUCUCGAUGCUGCCGCUCAUCACGGAGAAGGGCAUCGCGCUGACGCACCUCAUUGUGUGCUCGUUCCACAUCAACCAAGGCGGCGUGGUGCACCUCAACGACUUCCCGCCGGACGACCCGCACUUCUACACGCUGUGGAACGAGACUAUCACGAUGAAGCAGGCGGGCGUCAAGGUCAUGGGCAUGGUGGGCGGCGCGGCGCCGGGGUCCUUUAACACGCAGACGCUCGACUCGCCGGACUCGGCCACGUUUGAGCACUACUACGGGCAGCUGAGGGACGCCAUUGUCAACUUCCAGCUCGAGGGCAUGGACCUGGACGUCGAGCAGCCGAUGAGCCAGCAGGGCAUCGACCGGCUGAUUGCGCGGCUGCGGGCGGAUUUCGGGCCCGACUUCCUCAUCACGCUGGCGCCCGUCGCGUCGGCGCUCGAGGAUAGCAGCAACCUGUCCGGCUUCAGCUACACGGCGCUGCAGCAGACGCAGGGCAACGACAUUGACUGGUACAACACGCAGUUCUACAGCGGCUUCGGCAGCAUGGCGGACACGAGCGACUACGACCGCAUCGUGGCCAACGGGUUCGCGCCCGCCAAGGUGGUGGCCGGCCAGCUGACGACGCCCGAGGGCGCGGGCUGGAUCCCGACGAGCAGCCUCAACAACACCAUUGUCUCGCUCGUGAGCGAGUACGGCCAGAUUGGCGGCGUCAUGGGCUGGGAGUACUUCAACAGCCUGCCCGGCGGCACCGCGGAGCCGUGGGAGUGGGCGCAGAUUGUGACGGAGAUUCUGAGGCCGGGCUUGGUGCCGGAGCUGAAGAUUACGGAGGACGAUGCGGCGAGGCUGACGGGUGCGUAUGAGGAGAGCGUCAAGGCGGCGGCGGCGGACAACAAGAGCUUUGUGAAGAGGCCUAGCAUUAACUAUUAUGCUAUGGUGAAUGCUUAA
Molecule: messenger RNA, 1035 nt
Organism: Trichoderma reesei QM6a
Lineage: Eukaryota; Fungi; Ascomycota; Sordariomycetes; Hypocreales; Hypocreaceae
Gene: chi18-rel1
Exons: 1
Coding region: 1-1035 (344 amino acids)
Biological process (GO): carbohydrate metabolic process
Source: RefSeq, a predicted model, not a curated record